Messenger RNA from Schizosaccharomyces osmophilus, 822 nucleotides. Its product is annotated as DUF1774 family multi-spanning conserved fungal membrane protein. The record is from RefSeq and is a predicted model, not a curated record. Lineage: Eukaryota; Fungi; Ascomycota; Schizosaccharomycetes; Schizosaccharomycetales; Schizosaccharomycetaceae. Bases 1 to 822 code for a protein of 273 amino acids. The transcript has a single exon.
AUGCAAAUCACUCGUGAAACCAAAUAUAUACUUGGAAGCGUUUUGUCGUUAGGCAUCAGCUUUUCUGCAUUGUUAGCUCACGUUUUUUCGAGCCCAUCUCUUCCAUGGGUUUACAAUCACAAUGCUACCCCGUUUUUCGCAAAUAAACUCAUGCUGAGUGUCUACAUUAUUAUUGAAUACUUGUCCUUUCUCAGCAUGAACAUUCCUCUGUUGCUGCUUGGAGACCAGGUAAACGAUUUUACCUUUUCUAUUAUUCACUCGUCAAUUUGGUAUAACCUCCUUCUCGUCUUGACGAUAAUAUUGUUUGUGCGCGAAAAAUUAUAUUGGACGGCCUUGUUGUCGCUGUUUUUGUUUUCCACGGCUUUCACCAUGUACAGUCAAUCUCUUCGCUUAAGAAACGGCGUCAUUGAAAUGUUUACUAUGAAAUUUCCUUCAAAACUUGUCUUUGGAAAAUCACUUUGGUUUGUCGUCUAUGCUUUCUCAGCCGCAGUCCACUGUCGAAGCAUCGGGUGCCGUGUAUUCUCUAACGUUUUCAUUUGGUUUGUUGCCAUUUUGUAUUUAGCACCCAUUUUGGGCUUCCAUGAUUGGGCUCUCUCUCUCAUCAGCGCUUACUUGUUUGGUGCCAUAGGUGUCGGCCAGCUUUUUAUUCAUUUGUUUGCCCUCCAACACAUUUUUGCUUUCAUCAUUUCUGGUUUAAUGGUUCUCUUUGCUGGUCUUUUGUUCCUUCUUCCUUACAGACAAAGACGUGCUUCUUUGACUGGCGAAAGCGCUCCACUUUUGCAAGAUAAUGCUGGUAGCGCCCCUGUUGGUGGUGCUGUUUGA